CCGGAACGCUAGGUUCCGGGUUUGGUUUCCGGUCGGAGGCUCUUGCCAAGCGCCCCGCUUCCCUGGGGGGCGGCGGUGGCGGCGGCGAAGGCUGCGGUGGCAACUGGGGGGCCCCGGAAGUCAACACCAUGUCGAGUCUGCACAAGAGCCGGAUCGCAGAUUUCCAGGAUGUCCUGAAAGAGCCCUCGAUCGCCUUGCAGAAGCUGCGGGAACUCAGCUUCAGUGGCAUCCCCUGUGAGGGUGGACUUCGGUGCCUCUGCUGGAAGAUCCUCUUGAACUACCUACCCUUGGAGAGAGCCUCGUGGACAUCCAUCCUGGCCAAACAGAGGGAGCUCUAUGCCCAGUUCCUGAGGGAGAUGAUUAUCCAGCCUGGCAUCGCCAAGGCCAACAUGGGCGCAUCCAGGGAGGAUGUGACCUUUGAGGACCAUCCGCUCAACCCCAGUCCUGACAGCCGAUGGAACACGUACUUCAAGGACAAUGAGGUGCUGCUGCAGAUCGACAAGGAUGUCCGGAGGUUGUGCCCAGACAUAUCCUUCUUCCAGAUGGCCACCGAGUACCCCUGCCUCCUCAUCCUGGACCCCCAGAAUGAAUUUGAGACUCUCCGCAAGCGGGUGGAGCAGACAACACUGAAAUCCCAGACAGUGGCGCGGAACCGGAGUGGGGUCACAAAUAUGAGCUCCCCACAGAAGAACGCCUCGUCACCGGCCCUGAACGAGUAUGAGGUGCUGCCCAAUGGCUGUGAGGCCCACUGGGAGGUGGUGGAGCGGAUCCUGUUCAUCUACGCCAAGCUCAACCCUGGCAUCGCUUAUGUGCAGGGCAUGAACGAGAUCGUGGGGCCCCUGUACUACACAUUUGCCACCGACCCCAACAGCGAGUGGAAAGAGCACGCCGAGGCAGACACUUUCUUCUGUUUCACCAACCUCAUGGCCGAGAUCCGGGACAACUUCAUCAAGAGCCUGGACGACUCGCAGUGCGGCAUCACCUACAAGAUGGAGAAGGUGUACUCCACCCUGAAGGAGAGGGACGUGGAGCUCUACCUGAAAUUGCAAGAGCAGAACAUCAGGCCCCAGUUCUUUGCUUUCCGCUGGCUCACGCUGCUGCUGUCCCAGGAGUUCUUGCUGCCAGACGUCAUCCGCAUCUGGGACUCGCUCUUCGCGGAUGAUAGCCGCUUUGACUUUCUGCUCCUUGUGUGCUGCGCCAUGCUCAUCCUGAUCCGGGAGCAGUUGCUGCAAGGGGACUUCACGGUCAACAUGCGGCUCCUGCAGGACUACCCCAUCACGGACGUCUGCCUGAUCCUGCAGAAGGCCACGGAGCUGCAGGACUGCAAGUAGCCUGGUGGCAGUAGACGAGUGGGAGACCCUGGGUCCUGGGUCCGGGCAUCGCUGGCUCUUGGGGCUGCUGCAGGGGCGGCCACUCCAGGCCCACGUGGCUCCAGCCACUCGGGUUGUGCCUUCUGGGCACUGUGCUGUCUCCUUCAGCCACCAAGCCCUGGACCCUCUGAAGAGGCUGUCAAGCAGGGCGGGGGCUGUUUUGGUGGAAGGAGGCUGGCAAGGGCUCUUCCCGCUCUGCACUGCCUCCUUCCUCCUCCAUCCCUGCUUCCGGUCUUUGCCUGGUUGCUGGUCAGGGGGUCCCUGGCACAUUCUGGGGGUUGGUGCUCAGGCUUCUCCUUGGGGAGUGACACCAAAGCAGCUGAGUGACUGCCAGGCCCAGGUCCCACCCUCUGCCUCCCACCAAGCACAUGUGUCACUGGGGAGCGUGUGGCCCUGAGUCCAUUACCAUGUGUCCCAGGGCGCUUGGGUGGGGCAACGGUGUCUUGGGUCCCUCCAGGGCCCAGGUUCCCCUUGUCUGUCUCUACCUCUGCUCGUCCCCCUCUGCCUCUUGGGGUGUCUGAGAUUGCCUACCCCUCAUUGCUCCCCUCUGCCUUUCUCUCUGGGGUGCCUUAUCCGGAGCCUCUUCCUGCCUGCCCCCUCCCUGCCCAUGAAGCCCAGAGGCAGGAUGAGGGGUGCGGCUCGGCAAGAUUCCGGGGCUGCACCUGGGAAGGGCUCCACAGUGCUUGCUGGCGGGUGCUGGACCCUCCCUGGUGGGGAUUGGAAUUCCAGGUCUGCUGAGGCCUGGGGGCCCAGGAAGCUGUGCACCUCACCUGUGUCCUGUCCUUGCUGUGAGAGGAAGAUGAGGGUGGAUUCCCUGGAGGCUCCCAGAGCCCCCUUGCCUCGAAAACAAAGGACAGCAUGUGUUAGGUGCUUCCAAGAGUUGUAGUCCACCUAAUUCCAUACAGGUCACCUGGGUCCAGAAAGCCUCGGCCCAGGUGGAGCAGAGCUUGCAACCUGCAUCUUGGCACCAGAAGAGCCUGUCUGGGUCUUGGUGUCCCCUGCGCCCACUGCCGGUAGCUGCAGCCACAGGUGCAGGAAUUGUCUGGUCAUCAGCUCGGGCCCUGCAGUGUUGAGGUGGGGCCGCCUGAGCAGGCUGGGGGUGGGGUUCUGAGCCUCCUAGACUGGCCCAGGGGAGCCCGGCCUGCAGUCCUGUGGCCUGGGAGCUGCCGGGUGAAGCUCUUCUGGGACCUGCAGGACUGCACUUCGCUCCUCGCCACCUCUUCUCCCAACCCAUGAUUUGGGAGGCUUUUGCUAUUUAUUCAGACCCUUGCCUAUUUAUUGAAGAUUGACAAGUGCUUUGGGGCUGGGAAGAUGGCAGAGAACGGAGAAAGGAGUUGCAGACAUGGUCUGUCCACUUCGCAAGCUCAGCUGGGACAUCUUCCCUUCCUCUUCCCCUCGGACCUGGUUUUCCAGUGGGUCCUGGCCAGGAAGGCUGGGAGCUCUACUGGAGCUAGUGCAAGAGAGACCAGAGAGCUGGGGACUGGAUGGAGACAGUCCUGUGAGCCAGUCUUCCCCAGAACUCGUCAGCUAGUGGCUCAACCCCAGGUUGCCCCUCCACAGCCUGAAGCAUGGGCCACCAACAGGACCCAGAAGCCACUGCCCAGGACACCCGAGUUCCCUCGGGCCUGGCCCUGGCUGCCUGCCUGGGAACAUGCUACUGGAACCACGACAUCUGAUUUUCAUGAGAGCAUAGUGUCCAGUGUGUUGUCCACGUCCUUGAGAUGAAGGUCAAGAUCACAGGGACCCAGGCUGCACGAGCCCCUUGGGGUACAGUCCGGGCAAGGGCCUGGCCUGGUCAGUUCCUCCUGGGGAGGUGGCAGUGGUCAGGGCCUGGGCCUUCUGCAUGGGACACUGCCCUAGAUACCACAGCCUGAGCUCACGAGGUCACAGAUUUCAGUGCAGAGGGUCAGAAUGUGUCAGCUGUCAUUUCCGGUCUGUUUUGUUCUCAGAAUCAAGUGCUGUGGAUGCUGAGUCGUCUUUAAUAAAUCCUAUGUUCUUUGCAAUGGGCAUUGGUGCCAUGAGGGGCUGGCACCUUGGAGGCCCCGGAGCAGGGACAGUGGAGCCAGCCUCCUUAGGUCUAAGAAGGAGGCCAGGAACGCGCAUUGGAAGAGCCAGCUCAGCUCUGUGCCUUGGCAUUGAUGCUGCCUGCAUGGAUGCAGGAAGAAAGGAUUACUGCUCCAUCACACGGCAAGGAUUUCUUAAGAGUUCAAAAUUCCUGAGUCAGCCGGGGUGUGGUGGCACAUGCGUGUAGUCCCAGUGCGGGAGCUAGAGGCAGGAGUGUCACUGGGAGUUCCAAGAGUAGCCUGGGCUACAAAAUGAGUUCAAGGCCACCCUGAAUGACAUAGCAAGACACUGUCUCAAAACAAGAAGUAGAUCUCAAAAAGUGAGAUUUCCAAGGCAGUGACACGCCAGAGGUCUUCCUGGAAGGUCAGGAAAGAGUGAUGCCCCUCAUGUGACUGCUGGUCUACAGUAGUGGGGCCUCGCCAGGAGCAGUUGUUCAAGAGGAAGUAACAAAAGCUCUCCACGCGGGAAAGGAGGCCCUCUGCGUGCUGACAGCGCGAUCCUACGUGGAGAGAAGCCCACCGGCAACACCAGAAGUGGCCAGUACCCAGAAGUGCAGGAAGGUGUGGGAUCCGAAGUGAGCACGCAGGCGGGGUGUAGCCAGCGCAGAGCAGGUGCGAAGUGGUGCACAGUCCUGGAUUCAUCUCCUGUCCUGUGUGCACAGAGAAAGGCCAGACAAGUGCACUGAGCUUUCACGCUAGGGUUUUUUUUUUUUUU
Molecule: messenger RNA, 4148 nt
Organism: Octodon degus (degu)
Lineage: Eukaryota; Metazoa; Chordata; Mammalia; Rodentia; Octodontidae
Gene: Tbc1d13
Product: TBC1 domain family member 13
Exons: 12
Coding region: 129-1331 (400 amino acids)
Biological process (GO): activation of GTPase activity; intracellular protein transport
Molecular function (GO): GTPase activator activity
Source: RefSeq, a predicted model, not a curated record